Ceratosolen solmsi marchali is the source of this 810-nucleotide messenger RNA. RefSeq names its product brachyurin-like. Gene Ontology annotation, biological process: proteolysis. The coding region runs from base 1 to 741 and encodes 246 amino acids. The record is from RefSeq and is a predicted model, not a curated record. Gene Ontology annotation, molecular function: serine-type endopeptidase activity. NCBI's taxonomy places the organism in Eukaryota, Metazoa, Arthropoda, Insecta, Hymenoptera, Agaonidae. The transcript has 4 exons.
AUGGAACCUUUAUUUGGUCAUAAUAUUAGACAAGCAGAAUUGACAGAAUUUGAAUUUGUUAUUUGUUUAUUAUUAACGAGUAAUCCAAUACUGCCACAAAAUAUUUUCUGCAGUGGAACUCUUAUUUCACAUAAAUUUAUUCUAACGGCUGAUCAUUGCUUUCUGAAUUUACCUGAAUCUGGAUUUCAAAUACACUUAGGUUCAAUUAACAUAUAUAAUGGAACAACACACUUUGCCCAAUGGUGGAUUACAUAUACUCAAUGGACUAUAUCUAAAAAUAAAAAUAGGCGAUACAGGGACAAUGAUAUUGCUAUUUUAAAAUUAAUUAUAGACGCAACGCAGAUUACUCCAGCUGUUGUAUCUAGUGUACCACAUAAAAAUGUAGUUGGAGCGGAUGCUGAAAUAGCUGGAUGGGGUAGACGUAAUAAUGGUGAAAUGGCAAUUAUCAUGGAAACAGUAAAAUUGAAAAUCAUAUCAAAUAAAGAAUGCUCAGAACUAGGAACAAUGUUACAACAAAAGCGUUUUUUUGUUACUCAUGCAGAAAUAUGUUCUAUUGCGCAUCCAUUUGCACAUUUAGAAAGUGGUGACAGUGGUGGUCCACUUUUAAUUGGAGAUGUAAUUAUAGGUGUUAACAUCGGCAAAUGUCCAGAUUUAAAUGGUACUUUUAAUGCUGAAAAAGCAAACAUUCAUGCUAGCGUAUAUUUUUACAGACAUUUUAUUGUGGAUGCUACCCAACAAUGAAAACCAUUCAUUUUAAAUAAGGGAAUAUUAUUUAAUUAAAUUAAAUAUUAAUUCUACUAUUAAAUUACA